AUGGGAUCCGACGAGGAGAUCUUGCAAGUUAUUGAUGACGCCGGUACUUACGUUCCCACCGAUCCCGCCUGGUUUCCGUCGCAUGCAGAGCUCGGCCCGGAGGCCCUUUCUGUCGUCGCAGUCCUCGGCGCGCAAGGCUCUGGCAAGUCUUCCUUGCUGAACAACCUCUUUGGCACCUCCUUUCCGGUCGCCUCUCGCUCGCCGGUCACCAACGCCACUACCAAGGGCAUCCACGCCUCUACGGCCGACCAUAGCCCCUUAACCGUUGCCCUCGAUGUAGAGGGCUCGGACUCUCGCGACCGCGGUCGCGACGGCCGUGCUUUUCAGACCCGCUGCGCCGGUUUCGUUGCCGCUAUCGCAGACGUCAUCUUGCUCAACAUGUGGUAUCAUGAUGUCGGCCGCUUUGAUGCCAGUGGCUAUGCGCUUCUCGAUGCCGUCUUUGCCGAAGCUAUUAAAAAUGGAGAUCAAGACCCGGACUCGUUUAAGACCGCCCUGGUUUUUGUUGUACGAGAUACCGACGAUGACAUCGAUCUCUCAGUCCUCGAGUCCUCGCUCUUGGAUGACGCCAAGGAGAUCUUCCAGUCGAGUCAAUCUUUAUCGUCGAGCUCUAUUUCCCUCGACGCUCUUUUUGAAAUUCAUGUAGUAGCCCUGCCUCACAUGCGCCAUUGUCAAGAAAAAUUCCAAGAGGGAUGCGGUUUGCUCGCCAAGCGCCUCACGGAUUCCACUGACCCUGACUUUCUUGUCAAGACAGCAUUCUCGAAAACUAUUCCAGCAGACGGCUGUGGUACUUUUACCAAGUCUCUCUGGGAAAGCUUGUAUUCUACACCUCGUGAUACACCGAGAGGCGCCGCCUCAAUGGAGAAUGCCGAUUCCUCUAUGGUGGCUGCUUAUAAAUGCAACGAUGCAUUCUCUGACGCCCUCGUGGGGGCAUCUGAAAGAAUGUCAGCCCUUACCCAAGGUACGCUUGAUGACGGAGAGAAAAUUGAAGGGUUUGGAGCUAAGGCAGCCGAGGUUAUGAAUGAUGCCCUUGCUGACUAUGACGCCGCAACAGAAGAAUGGACGUCUGAACCAAUUCAAUCGCGCAAGCGACGAGAAUUGGAAUCCAUCAUUGAUACGUCUCAACAUGCGAUCUUCAUGAAGCAGAUCCAGCUGCUUCGUGAAAAUGCGCUCGCCCAUUUCAAGUCGGUGACGGCCUCAGACGAUAUGCCCUCAGACUUUGCCUUUUUCACAGCUGAUUCGCUGUUUCAAAGGGAAGCAGAGGAAUCGAAGCGACCUGGCUCGGGCUGGACAACGACGCAGGAGAGGACCGACUUGCAAAAUAUGAUGCAGGAGAUUUCCACGCAACGCAAGCGUCUAAUGACGGUUCAAGUGAGCGCGGCGCAGCAGCAGGCACAUGCGAUGCAAUAUUUGCAAAUGCAGCAGAGCCAAAUGAGUGCAAUUCAAGCACAGGCCUACGGUGGGAGUGCCGGGCAAUGGAAUGUUGGGGCAGCUUAUCGGCCGCCUGACACGAACAUCAACGCGAGUCUGAGCUAUCAACAAGGGCGGACUAACAUUCAGAUCUCGAUGGUGCCGGAUGAAUCGGCAUCGCUGUUAGGCCCGAAUGGGUUCACAGCAGGUGUGGGACCAGGAAAUCUUGGAUUGUCAUUUAACAUCGGUCUGUAACUCUGUGCUCGCAAAAAAUGAACUGGUAGUAGCGGCGAACUAGAGCAAUAGAGCGGUGCUAUCGGCAUGAUGCCUUUUGCUAAGGACGAACGGUAUGGAACGGGAAUGCUGGAGUUGUUGACAAUUAAAACUUUUUGACGUGAAUCCAUUUUCCGGCGUCAAGCAA
This is a messenger RNA of Chondrus crispus (carragheen), 1828 nucleotides long. RefSeq lists its product as hypothetical. Gene Ontology annotation, molecular function: GTPase activity; GTP binding. The record is from RefSeq and is a predicted model, not a curated record. Lineage: Eukaryota; Rhodophyta; Florideophyceae; Gigartinales; Gigartinaceae. The transcript has 2 exons. The coding region runs from base 1 to 1662 and encodes 553 amino acids. Gene Ontology annotation, biological process: endoplasmic reticulum membrane fusion. Gene Ontology annotation, cellular component: endoplasmic reticulum.